This is a messenger RNA of Guyanagaster necrorhizus, 516 nucleotides long. RefSeq names its product histone H2A. The coding region runs from base 109 to 516 and encodes 135 amino acids. The transcript has 3 exons. Gene Ontology annotation, cellular component: nucleosome. The record is from RefSeq and is a predicted model, not a curated record. Gene Ontology annotation, molecular function: structural constituent of chromatin; DNA binding; protein heterodimerization activity. NCBI's taxonomy places the organism in Eukaryota, Fungi, Basidiomycota, Agaricomycetes, Agaricales, Physalacriaceae.
GUCAGGGUAUAAAUAAGGAUUCAUAAUGUUGCCUUUACCCCAUUACACUACCUACUCUCAAUCUCCCGCAGCCGCCCCUAACCAAGUACCUAUACUUCACUUUUCGUUAUGUCUGGAAAAUCGGGAAAAUCCAAGUCUGGCAAGGCUUCUGGUGGCGACGCCAAGGGGCAGACACGUUCAUCCAGGGCUGGUCUUCAGUUCCCUGUCGGUCGUAUUCAUCGUUUGCUGAGGAAAGGCAACUAUGCUCGGCGUGUGGGUGCUGGGGCACCUGUAUACCUCGCUGCCGUUCUUGAAUACCUCGCUGCCGAAAUUCUUGAGUUGGCUGGCAAUGCUGCUCGCGAUAACAAGAAGGCUCGUAUUGUGCCUAGGCACCUACAGCUUGCCAUUCGUAAUGACGAAGAACUGGGAAAGCUUCUUGGCGAUGUUAUAAUAUCCCAAGGAGGUGUCGUGCCUCACAUCGAGGCAUCGCUGCUACCUGUGAAAUCCAACAAGUCCAACACAAGUCAAGAGGUUUAG